GGGCGUCCGCCGCGUCGUGGGCCGCUCGGGCCGGAAUUAGAGCAGGGACCUCCCCGCCCCGGCCGGCGCAGUCCAGAGUGAAGCUGCUGGCGGGGGUUCUGUGAGGCCCCUCCUCUCGGAAGAGGUGACCCCCGCGCAGGGACGCUGCCGGGACGGAAACGUGGAGGUGGGAGACCCGCGCUUGCAGGGAGGCUGGAGCAGGAAGCCGCCUUCCCGAUGGGGACAGUCAGGGGGAUCGCCGCAGAUACAACCACGAAAACGCGCAAAGAAAGGCCUCGCGGGGUGCGUCCUUGCAUUGGCUUAAUUAUUAAACCGACAGCCAAGAAGGGGCCGCCCUGAUAGGCCGGUUCGCUGCCUGUGCGCCUGUCGGGGCGCGCAGGUCGCUACUGGAUGCUCGGGCGGCCGGGGAAAGGCUGCCGGGCGCCGCUGUUUCCCGAAGCUGCUCGGGCGCUGGGGACAGGGACGGGGCACAGGGACGGGACAGGCCAGAGCAGCCCCGAGGGAGGGUGUCAGGCGGUGUCCGGGAAAACGUGAGUUCCCGCGGGCUCUUUCCUCUCCGCAGCAGCGCCUGCCUCGCACCCUCUUUGCCGUCCUCGGGUUUGAUUCAUGCGAACCAAUGAGAAUCAAUGCGCACUGUGCGUGCGUGCGGGCGGGCGGGCGCCAGGCCCUGAGCGGGAAGUGCGGUCCCUCGACCCCGCCCGGCGGCCGGCGGUCAGCGGCCGGAACCAGCCCUUUCUUCUUCCGUCGGAGCAGGGCUCCUUCCCAGGCCGGGGGGAGUGACGUCCCCUACAAGCUGGCCGAAACCCCGCGCCUGGAGCGUGGCCCCAGCUCCCCCUCAGGGAAGUCCUGGAAGGCGCUGUCGCUGUCGCAGAAGAGGCCGUACGUGGACGAGGCGGAGCGGCUCCGGCUGCAGCACAUGCAGGAUUACCCCAACUACAAGUACCGGCCCCGAAGGAAGAAGCAGGCCAAGCGCCUCUGCAAGCGCGUGGAGCCCGGCUUCCUCCUGAGCUCCCUCUCCCGGGACCAGAACACGCUGCCUGAGAAGGGCGGCGGUGGCCGCGGGGCGCAGGGAGAGAAGGAGGGCAGGGGUGAGUACUCCCCAGGCACCACGCUGCCCGGCCUCCGGGGCUGCUAUCGCGAGGGCCCGGCCGGUGGUGCCCCCAGCAGUGUGGACACGUACCCCUACGGGCUGCCCACGCCCCCGGAGAUGUCUCCCCUGGACGCGCUGGAGCCAGAGCGGACCUUCUUCUCCUCCCCCUGCCCGGAGGAGCACGCCCAGCCCCACCACCUCCCACAGCUGCCCGGGCCCCCCUACUCCCCGGAGCUGGCGCCCAGCCCCCUCCACUGCAGCCACCCCUUGGGCUCUCUGGCGCUCGGCCAGACCCCGGGGGUGUCCCUGAUGUCCACAGUCCCCGGCUGCCCCCCAUCUCCUGCCUUUUACCCCCCAGCCACCUACCACCCGCUCCACUCCACCCUGCACACCCACCUGGGCCAGCUCUCCCCGCCCCCAGAGCACCCCGGCUUCGACGCUUUGGAUCAGCUGAGCCAGGUGGAACUUCUGGGGGACAUGGAUCGCGAUGAGUUUGACCAGUAUUUGAACACUCCUGGCCACCCAGACUCUGUUGCUGGGACCAGGGCCCUCAGUGGUCACACCCCACUGUCCCAGGUGACCCCCACGGGCCCUGCAGAGACCAGCCUCAUCUCCGUCCUGGCCGAUGCCACGGCUGCGUAUUACAACAGCUACAGUGUGUCCUAGAGCCUGAGCCCGCCCCUGCUACCUGCCCGUCUGCGCACAGCGCCACCAGCCUUCCUCCAGCCCCCAGUGGUGAGGCCCAGACACCGGCCCGGAGCCUCCAUCCCACAGCCAGGACAGGCCCUGCGGAUCCAGUGCCCCGUGAAUUCCACUGGCUGCAGCCCAGGAGCAGGGCCCUCUGGGACACUUCUCCCUCCCAGAAGACUUCCCUGCCCUGCUCUCCUUGCCUGUUGCCGCUAGACCCUCCCCUGAUGCUGACAUGGCCACUGAUCGCUGGGUGCUUGAGGUGGCAGAGCCAGGGUCCAGAUCCCAGAGCUGCCGCAGACUCUGGUAAAAGCCCCGCCCGUCCUCCCCUCCUCCUUCCGCGCCGACAAGCCAGGGCGGACCGGACAGCCGAGCCCUCCGCUGUCCUCUAGGUUUCUGAGUUAGGGUUCUGGUAAGGCUGCCUGAAGGACAGCGGGGAAGCCUGGGGAGCGCAGGCUGGCUCUGGACUCGGGCUUUCUGCUCUUUCUGCCCUGCCCUCCGUCUGCAGUGACCCUCGGGUCAGGACUCUUCCAGGUGGAGAUAAACACCCUCCCGAUUCGGGAAGUCAGACAGCAGGGUCACCUGCAUCACUGGAGAUAGGAUUGAAUUGAAGCUGGUUUUUUAAGAUACGUUUAUAGAUAAAUUCUUUUUGAUCACACACACUUAGUGAGAGUCUGUGAGAGACACCUCGUACUCACCUUCACACACACUGCUGUGUGCUGUAAACCGGGUCUGCUAAGUGGCUUUGCCCUGAAAGAUCCGCAGAGCCAGGUCCUGACACAGCAUCCCUGUCUGCAAAUCCGGAUGUGUUGGCUUCACUUCCUUCCCGCUGCCUCAGCUCCCCUUCUCCCUUUCCUGGAAUUCCCUGCUGUCCUCUGCUUGCUCUUCCUCCACCCCUGAGCGGGUCCCCAGCACAAAGAGCCCCUGACUUGAAAUCCCAGUGAUUCCUUUCUUUUCCUUGUGAGCCUGUGGCUCCCUGGAGCACCAUCCUCAGCCAGUCCCUUAGAGCAACUUCCCCGCAGCACGGAGGUGAGACUCACUUCCCAGCCAGAAAUUCACUGUGACUCUGACCCGGUUCUGAGCCCAGACAUUUCUGUCCACCCCCACCCCCAGCUUCCUUGAAGGAACACCCUGGUGGGACACUCGCUUGUCUUUUGACAUCAGCAUUUUAUUGCCCGGGUGAAAUAUGUUUUAUAUAUUCUCCUGUUAUGCUCCCCUUAUAUUUCGUAUUGCUGAAAGAUCCUUUUUUUUCUUCCAAGAAGUCUUAUGUAAAACCACUUAUAUGAUUACUCUUUAUGUUAUUACUGUGUAUGCCGUUUGGUAAUAAAUAGUAAAUUGUUCUGGUGCACAGCCCAGAAGUGAAUUAAUAAUCAUGUAAAACAGUAUCGCAGACAUGAAGCUAAACUGCUCCAUUUUUUUUGUAAGGACCACACGUGUUUGGAGUAGUUAUGGUAUUGAUUUGUCAAAAAUAUUUAAUUUAAAUAAACUUUUUUGUACCAUC
Molecule: messenger RNA, 3278 nt
Organism: Heterocephalus glaber (naked mole-rat)
Lineage: Eukaryota; Metazoa; Chordata; Mammalia; Rodentia; Bathyergidae
Source: RefSeq, a predicted model, not a curated record